This is a messenger RNA of Dalotia coriaria, 2775 nucleotides long. It is a transcript of the gene Wdr33, whose product is annotated as WD repeat domain 33. Gene Ontology annotation, molecular function: protein binding. Gene Ontology annotation, cellular component: mRNA cleavage and polyadenylation specificity factor complex. The record is from RefSeq and is a predicted model, not a curated record. Lineage: Eukaryota; Metazoa; Arthropoda; Insecta; Coleoptera; Staphylinidae. The coding region runs from base 216 to 2666 and encodes 816 amino acids. The transcript has 8 exons.
CCCCUAGAUACCGAGAGCAAAGCAAAAGUCAGUUAAAAUUUCGGCGCCAUUUUGUCCAGUCGCAGAAGGUAUUUGCAGUAAAUAUUUAUCUCGCCUUCAGCGAAGUAUCGCCGCGAUCGCGACUGUCCUUAGCGGCUAUCCGUAUUCAUCAUGCCUUCUGUGCAUUCCAUAUCUUAGAUUAGAAUAAUUAGUGUAAGCGUAUUUCCGAUUUCAAUAUGAAUUUGUCAGCGCCGCCGCCCAACAUGCACCUUCCGCCGCCAAAUCUGAGCGAGCCGCCCCCGAAUCUAUCAAUGCCACCACCGGGCAUGGGUAUGGGCAUGGGCAAUCCCAUGGGUCCGCCACAUCAGCCACACAACAACUACAGAACGCUGACGAAUCACAAUGGUCCUCGGCAUCAUUUUCGGCCUUUUUUGAAUGUCCAGCGGCCACUGCCAGGGCCGCUGGGCAAUAUGACUCUGGAAGACUUUGAUGGCAAGCGGCUCAGAAAGAGCGUGAUGCGUAAAACUGUCGAUUACAAUUCGUCAAUUAUCAAAGCAUUGGAGACUAGAGUAUGGCAGCGAGAUUCCAGAGAUCGGCGGGCUUUACAACCAGAUGUUAUGUAUUAUCCUGACUUGAUGCCGCCGCCAAGUUAUCCUGAUAAUCCCAUAAACUGCGUUACGACGCGGUUUGUUAAGACGGCGACGAAUAAAAUGCGUUGUCCUAUAUUUUGUAUGGCUUGGACACCGGAAGGUCGCCGGUUGGUCACUGGUGCAAGCUCAGGAGAAUUUACGCUUUGGAAUGGUCUCACGUUUAAUUUCGAAACAAUUUUACAGGCCCAUGAUAGUCCGGUGAGGACGAUGGUGUGGUCGCAUAACGACAGCUGGAUGGUGACGGGCGAUCACGCUGGCUACGUGAAAUACUGGCAGUCAAACAUGAACAACGUGAAGAUGUUCCAGGCACACAAAGAAGCGCUGCGCGGAAUCAGCUUCAGCCCGACGGACAGUAAGUUCGUGACCUGUUCGGACGACGGCACGCUGCGCAUCUGGGACUUCUUCCGCUAUCAGGAGGAGAAAGUGCUGAGAGGACAUGGCGCGGAUGUUAAAUGCGUGCAUUGGCAUCCCCAGAAGGGUCUCAUCAUUUCCGGCAGCAAGGAUAAUCAACAACCUAUCAAAUUAUGGGAUCCCAAGAGUGGACAAUCUUUAGCUACAUUACACGCGCACAAGUCAACAGUGAUGGAUCUUAAAUGGAACGAUAAUGGUAAUUGGCUUAUCACAGCAUCACGUGAUCAUUUAUUGAAGUUAUUUGAUCUUCGUAAUCUCGGCCAGGAAGUCCAGACCUUUCGUGGGCAUAAAAAGGAAGCCUCCAGUGUUGCGUGGCAUCCACAUCACGAGGGACUAUUCUGUAGUGGGGGUUCUGAUGGUGCCAUCAUGUUCUGGCAUGUUGGCGCGGAUAAAGAAGUGGGUGCUAUCGAGCAAGCUCACGAUAGCAUCGUAUGGACUUUGGCGUGGCAUCCUCUUGGUCAUAUCCUUUGUUCAGGCUCCAAUGAUCACACGUCUAAGUUCUGGACGCGGAAUAGACCAGGUGAUCAAAUGCGUGAUAAAUAUAAUUUGAACACAUUACCGCCUGGAGUUGCUGGUUCAGAAGAUGUGGAUAUUGAUGAGCCGUCGAUGAUACCCGGAAUGGGUCCUGAAGAUAAAGUGGAACCUUUGAUUGUUACUGAGAGUGAUCACACUACUGAGAUACCCGGUUUGGAUUUGGAUGCGGUGACGAACGCGAACGAGGACCGCUCGAAGUCGAAAAAGGUGCCCUACAGUAAACCUAUUCCCAGAAACUUCCAAGCUCAGUGGAAUGAAACAGGUGCGGAGGAAGAACCCGCCACUACAGUCACUGAUAUCAUCACGCAAAUUGUAGAAAACACUCCGGGUGUUGUCCCCCUACAGAAAAUCACACCAAAUGCGAUUAUUGUCUACGGAAAAUUGAUUCCAGUUCAACCUGGUUCAAAAUUGGAGCAAGCAAUCGCCGAUGGUCCAGAGGUUUUACAACGGUUCAUAGAUUCCGGUCAGAUUGAAGAGUUACACGACGUGAUGCCGCACAACGACGAUGAUUACCUCAACGAAGCUUACUUGGAUGAAGAUGACGAGGACGACGAUAAAUCAUCCCAACGCAGCAGGAAAUCCGACCCGCCACCAGCACCCAUUUGGGAACGUCCGCCAGAUUUGGAUGAUGACAUGCGUGGCGUUUAUAAUAUAGGCGGUGAUCGCGAUAGAGACAGAGACAGAGACCACGACCGAGGACGCGAGUUGGAUUUCCGACCACCUCCACCUCGUGGUGGUCCUUUUGAUAAUAAUUAUCACAUGCGUGAUUAUGAUGAUCGACCCGACAUGGACUACGACUAUCCAGACCGUCGUGAAUUUCUCCAGCGGAAUGGUAACGGGUUCUUUAAUCAACGCAACGGCAUAGGGUUACCCCCACCACCUUUCCUUGGUAAUGGCAACUUCCAACCACCUGGCUUUCCGGGCAGGCCGCUACCCCCGCCCGAUUUUCGAGGUAUGAACAUGGGAAUGAAUAUGAUGAACAGGCCCAGAGUUAAUGGUAAUAUGCGUGGUGGUAUGGGGCCACGGGGGAAUAUGCCCCGUCCGAGGGGUCCGGCACCCCGCGGGGGUGGGAAUCGUGGCAGGCGGUUUUAAUAAUUUAAAGUAAAGUGAGACUACUACUACUACUUCGACAGAAAUGAACUGUGUUGAGUUACAAGUGAAUUAUUUUGGAAUAAAAUCAAGUUGUGCUGACAACAAACAA